UCGCAGGCCUACGUCCCUUGUGAUCCGCCACACCGUAUACUGUGACAUCAUUGUCCAACUCUUUCGUUUCCUUCCCGUCUUCAACCGUCCUCGCUUUCCUCUUCCUCAAUCUCCAGAUCUGAAAAAUGGCGUCGCACGAAUCCACCAACGACGUCGACAAGAGAGAGGAGAAACGCAACUCCGACGGUGGAUCCGUGGCGGCCAACGUGGUGCCGCGGCCGAUUCCGGGGGAGCGGCGCAAGGUGGCCCUGAUCACCGGCAUCACGGGGCAGGACGGAUCGUACCUGACGGAGUUCCUGUUGGGGAACGGAUACGAGGUGCACGGCCUCAUCCGGCGCUCCUCCAAUUUCAACACCGCCCGCCUCGAUCACCUCUACGUCGACCCUCAUAACGCUGCCAAGGCCCGCAUGAAGCUCCACUACGCUGACCUCUCCGACGCCUCUUCCCUUCGCCGCUGGGUCGACGCCCUCCUUCCCGACGAGGUCUACAACCUCGCCGCCCAAUCCCACGUCGCCGUCUCCUUCGAGAUCCCGGACUACACCGCCGACGUCGUCGCCACCGGCGCUCUCCGCCUCCUCGAGGCCGUCCGCUGCGCCACCAAACCCGCCCGCUACUACCAGGCCGGCUCCUCCGAGAUGUUCGGCUCCACGCCGCCGCCCCAGUCGGAGGCGUCCCCGUUCCAUCCCCGCUCUCCAUACGCUGCCGCCAAGGUCGCCGCGCACUGGUACACCGUCAACUACCGUGAGGCCUACGGCCUGUUCGCCUGCAACGGCAUCCUGUUCAACCACGAGAGCCCCCGCCGUGGCGAGAACUUCGUCACCCGCAAGAUCACCCGCGCCGUCGGCCGCAUCCGCGUCGGCCUUCAAACCAAGGUCUUCCUGGGCAACCUGUCCGCCGCCCGCGACUGGGGCUUCGCCGGGGACUACGUCGAGGCCAUGUGGAUGAUGCUGCAGCAGGAGGAGCCCGGAGACUACGUGGUCGCCACCGAGGAGUCCCACACGGUGGAGGAGUUCCUCCAGGCCGCAUUCAGCUACGUCGGACUAAACUGGAAGGACCAUGUGGUCAUCGACCCACGGUACUUCCGCCCCGCCGAGGUGGACAGCCUCAAGGGCGACUCCACCAAGGCGAGAAAGGCGCUCGGAUGGAAGCCUAAGGUGGGAUUCCAGGAUCUGGUGAAGAUGAUGGUAGAUCAUGACAUCGAGAUCGCCAAGAGGGAGAAGGUGCUCGUGGAUGCCGGUUACAUCGAUGCCCAGCAGCAGCCAUAGAAUAGAAUUCUUCUUCUUCUCGUCUUCUACCUUCACACGCUAUUCAUAUACCCAAAAUUUUCCCACUACAUGUUAUCUUCUUCUACUUUUCCAUCUCCGUUGGUAAUAUAUUACUGAUUAAGUAAUGUGCUACACUUUAUUCUGCAACUUCAUUUAUGUGCUACUGACUAUGUGAUUGUAGUAUAAUGUUAUUACUAGUUUGCUUCA
Molecule: messenger RNA, 1472 nt
Organism: Musa acuminata AAA Group (dessert banana)
Lineage: Eukaryota; Viridiplantae; Streptophyta; Magnoliopsida; Zingiberales; Musaceae
Product: GDP-mannose 4,6 dehydratase 1-like
Exons: 1
Coding region: 126-1265 (379 amino acids)
Biological process (GO): GDP-mannose metabolic process
Cellular component (GO): cytoplasm
Molecular function (GO): GDP-mannose 4,6-dehydratase activity
Source: RefSeq, a predicted model, not a curated record